Jaculus jaculus (lesser Egyptian jerboa) is the source of this 2532-nucleotide messenger RNA. It is a transcript of the gene Fam20c, whose product is annotated as FAM20C golgi associated secretory pathway kinase. The record is from RefSeq and is a predicted model, not a curated record. Gene Ontology annotation, biological process: protein phosphorylation. NCBI's taxonomy places the organism in Eukaryota, Metazoa, Chordata, Mammalia, Rodentia, Dipodidae. The coding region runs from base 94 to 1815 and encodes 573 amino acids. Gene Ontology annotation, molecular function: protein serine/threonine kinase activity. Gene Ontology annotation, cellular component: Golgi apparatus. The transcript is spliced from 10 exons.
GGUGCCGAGCCGCGGCUGAGGGGCGCGGGAGGAGCGGUCGCCCGGAGCUGCGCAUCCCGAGCCGCGGGCUCCGCUGGGUGCGGGGCCGCGAAGAUGAUCCUGGUGCGCCGGUUCCGCGUGCUCAUCCUGGUGGUGUUCCUGCUAGCCUGCGCGCUGCACAUCGCGCUCGACCUGCUGCCCAAGCUGGACCGGCGCGCCGCGCGGCCCGCGGGCGACCCGGGCUGCUCGUGCGCCCACGCAGCGGCCGAGGCAGCGGCGCCGGGCUGGGCCCAGGCGAGGAGCCGCCCGGGGGAGUCGGCCGCCGGAGACGCAGGCUGGCCCAACAAGCACACGCUGCGCAUCCUACAGGAUUUCAGCUCGGACCCGGCCUCAAACCUCACGUCCCACUCGCUGGAGAAGUUGCCGCCCGCAGCCGCGCCUGCCGAGCGCGCCCCAGGGGGCCAAGAGCUGGGCUCCCCGUCCCGUAACCCUCCCCAUCGGCCACUGCUCCGAGAUCCUGGGCUCCGGCGGCCGGUACCCGCCCCUAACCCCAGCGGGGAUGCCUCGCUGUUGGCCAAGCUUUUUGAACACCCACUCUACCAAGGGGCUGUGCCACCCCUGACAGAGGAUGAUGUCCUGUUUAAUGUGAAUAGUGACAUCAGGUUCAACCCUAAGGCAGCAGAGAACCCGGACUGGCCACAUGAAGGUGCAGAAUUCCUGCCCACUGGGGAGGCCGCAGUGGAUUUCUACCCCAACUGGCUGAAAUUCCACGUUGGCAUCAACCGGUAUGAGCUGUACUCCAGACACAACCCAGCCAUCGAGGCUCUGCUGCAGGACCUUGGCUCUCAGAAGAUCACCAGUGUUGCCAUGAAGUCAGGCGGUACACAGCUGAAGCUCAUCAUGACCUUCCAGAAUUACGGGCAGGCGUUGUUCAAGCCCAUGAAGCAGACAAGGGAACAGGAGACACCUCCAGACUUUUUUUACUUCUCCGACUAUGAGAGGCACAAUGCAGAGAUAGCUGCUUUUCACCUGGACAGGAUCCUGGACUUCCGCCGAGUCCCGCCUGUGGCUGGCAGGAUGCUCAACAUGACCAAAGAAAUCCGGGACGUGACGCGAGACAAGAAGCUGUGGAGGACUUUCUUCGUCUCUCCAGCCAACAACAUCUGCUUCUAUGGGGAGUGUUCCUACUACUGCUCCACGGAGCAUGCCCUGUGUGGGAGGCCCGACCAGAUUGAGGGAUCCCUAGCAGCCUUCCUGCCCGACCUGUCCCUGGCCAAGAGGAAGACGUGGCGAAACCCCUGGCGCCGUUCCUACCACAAGCGCAAGAAGGCAGAGUGGGAAGUGGACCCUGACUACUGUGAGGAGGUGAAGCAGACGCCACCCUACGACAGCGGCCACCGCAUCCUGGACAUCAUGGACAUGACCAUCUUUGAUUUUCUCAUGGGGAACAUGGACCGCCACCACUACGAGACCUUUGAGAAGUUCGGGAACGAGACGUUUAUCAUCCACUUGGACAACGGGCGUGGGUUCGGGAAGUACUCACACGACGAGCUCUCCAUUCUGGUGCCUCUACGGCAGUGCUGCAGGAUCAGGCAGUCCACAUACCUGCGGCUGCAGCUUCUGGCCCGGGAGGAGCACAAGCUGAGCCUGUUGAUGGCUGAGUCUCUGCAGCGGGACAAGGUGGCCCCUGUGCUCUACCAGCUCCACCUGGAGGCCCUGGACCGGCGGCUGCGCAUUGUGCUGCAGGUUGUACGUGACUGCAUCGAGAAGGACGGGCUGCAUAGCGUGGUGGAGGAUGACCUUGACGCUGAGCACAGAGCCUCCACCAAGAGGUAGUGACGUGCGCUGCCCACAAGGAAGGAGGGUGCAGCUUCACAAGCCUUGUGUGAAUUCAGUGAAUUCAGAGUCAGGACCGAGCGUCCCCACGUGGCGAUCUGCGGUGUGAGCAUGAAGUCUCCCUCAUGGCUCCAACUGGCACUCUUGGGCCUCUGGGUCCAGCAUAGGUCAGACGAUGCAACACGGACUCACGACACAGAGGCAGCAGGAGGCAUUUCAUCCUUCCUACAGGGGACAGGACACUUACUCACCGUUUUAUAUUUAGAUGCGGUGCACCUGCGUAAGUGGAGAGCCGCUCACACAGACCACAGAACGCUUCCUGCUAACGUGAGGGCCGCCCUCCCAGCCAGCCCCUCCAAUAACGCCAUCACGUUCUGGACUUCAAUUGCAAUAAUAACUCCAGCUCCCCUCUCUGGGGAGCCCUGAACCCAGAGGCUGGGAUAGGGAGGCCCUGGUGGACAUCAUGUGUAUGAACAUGUGGGUUCCCGCGUGUGGGUCUCAGGUGUAAACAACCAGCUAUCCACUUGUCUGCUGCCAUGCAGCGGCCAGAAAUUCCCAGCUGGUGGUGGUCACCAUCUGCCCUUGGUUUUCCUCUCAACAGUGGGUGCAAAUGCACCAUUCAGGGCUCAUAGCCUGAUAGCAGUAGGUCAACCUUGCAGCAUUUGUGCGAAAUAGUUUGCAGUGAGGUGAAUGUGCAAUAAAGAUACUGCAACCAUA